This is a messenger RNA of Suillus subaureus, 657 nucleotides long. RefSeq lists its product as uncharacterized. Gene Ontology annotation, biological process: mitochondrial proton-transporting ATP synthase complex assembly. The transcript is spliced from 4 exons. The record is from RefSeq and is a predicted model, not a curated record. Gene Ontology annotation, cellular component: mitochondrial matrix. Lineage: Eukaryota; Fungi; Basidiomycota; Agaricomycetes; Boletales; Suillaceae. Bases 98 to 427 code for a protein of 109 amino acids.
AUCGUCCAAAAAAGGAAUUCAGCUUCGGUGUCAUGGUUUUCCACCACAGCUUUGUGCAUUACGUUGAACGCUUGAGGUGAACGCUUGCUUGGACCCAAUGAUUGCACAUCACACACAUGUCUAUCGAAAGGUAGUCCGAGAGAUAGCCAAAGCGACUGUCAAACCUCGGUUAGCUCGGAACAAAGACAUUGCUUCAAACUUCCGAGCCUUGUUCGCACAGAGUGGACAACCCGAGGAUGCGCAGCAUUUUCAACACGAUAUGCAGAAUGCCUUGACUUUCCUGCGAUCUCAGCGAGAAUAUAAGGCCUUAUUGGAGAGAUAUAACCCAUUAAUCGACCUAACAGCGGAGGAACGGAUAGAAGCGACCGCACGACGAGUCGGACUGAACAUGCCCAAGAUCCAUGCGCCUGAUUCCCAGGACACGUAGUAACACUUGAGUUACUAGGCGUAGUAUAUCAUGAUGCCCGAGCUCGAUACCAAGUCAUUUUAGAUAUUCACGGCGGGCAGUGAGACUAGUUCAAAGUUAUAAUACAUGUUUUCCUAUCGAUUUGCUAUGAUAAUUCAAAUACCCGUUCCGGACUCGUGCAAACUAAAUUGUGUAUCGAUAAUCCUACUAAUGAAUGUUUUGAAAAGAUACCUCAAGUUCUCGUUGAAAAG